Messenger RNA from Recurvomyces mirabilis, 1962 nucleotides. RefSeq names its product Fungal specific transcription factor. NCBI's taxonomy places the organism in Eukaryota, Fungi, Ascomycota, Dothideomycetes, Mycosphaerellales, Teratosphaeriaceae. The transcript has 2 exons. The coding region runs from base 1 to 1962 and encodes 653 amino acids. Gene Ontology annotation, biological process: DNA-templated transcription. Gene Ontology annotation, cellular component: nucleus. Gene Ontology annotation, molecular function: DNA binding; zinc ion binding; DNA-binding transcription factor activity, RNA polymerase II-specific. The record is from RefSeq and is a predicted model, not a curated record.
AUGCCGGAGCCAUCGAAGAGACCUCGGCCGUGUGAUAGUUGCCGCAAGAGAAAGACGAAAUGUGUGACGGAAGCUGGUGACGCUGAUUGUGUACUGUGUCGCUUUCAUAAGCAGCAAUGUACCUAUGAAGCUGCGCCUCAGGCUCGAAAACGAGCUACGCCGUCCGAUGCCAACAAAACAGAGACGGCCACCAAACGGAGUAAGACUAUAAGGACGAUCCCAGGAACAGGCGUUCAAGAAUAUGACGCUCUAUCGGGCGCCACACUGUUGCGACGGACUCUUGGACUUCAGAACUUGCAUCAUAGCAGAUACAUUGGUGCCAACGACUGCUUGGAUGCUUCCGUAUUGCUCUCACCUCCUCUGGACAAGGACCGAAUUCCGGCCACUGGUGGGAAGCCAUUGAGGAUCCGAUUCGUACACCCGUUACACGCCUUUCAGAUCAAUCCGGAUGCAGAUACGGUAGGGUACGGACAUGAGUCAGCUAUCCAGGACCAGAUUGAAGCGGCUGUGGAAGGCCAUGGGCCUCAACUUGUGAAGCUAUACUUCUGGAUCGUGCAUCCUUCAUUUCCAGUGCUACACAAAGAGGUCUUUCUAGAGAAGUACUCCAGAACAUAUCGAGAGUUCUCACCACCUUUGCUAGCGGCAGUGUACCUGCUGGCAAGCGGCUAUUGGAUGUAUAGCAAUGAGCUGGUCGGAGCGCCCAAAUCAGAUGUGACCAAGCUGGAGCGCUUGGCAUCGGAAUCUUUUCGCAGUACACUGAAGCGGCCGAAGCUCUCUACCAUCCAGGCCGCCCUUCUACUGUCUCAAUACAAUGGUACUAAAAGUACUGCUGGCGAGCUGCUUACCCCAAGAGAGCUAACGACUUACGUUGUCAACCUGGCGUUUGGACUCGGACUGCACUUGGAGCCCACAGAAUGGGACAUUCCUGACUGGGAAAUCGAUCUCCGCCGGCGGCUCAGCUGGGCCGUGUAUAUUCAAGGCCGAUGGAGUGCGCUGCUCUACGGCGGUCCCUCGCGCUUCACCGAGCACGACUGGCUUGUAUCCGAGCUGGCGCUGGAUGACUUCUACGAACGUGGCGAAGACGGGCGCGCCGCAAACCCAGAGGAGCAGAAAGGCUGUAUGGCAUUCGUACAUAUGGCUACCUUGAGCACCAUUCUCUCGGAUAUCAUGAUCCAGUUAUUGUCCGCUAGAUUUCAGCAAAGAGUAAAUUUGGCGGAGCACAAACUGAGUCUACUCAUGGAGCAACUGAAGCCACUGCAGCUGCAGCUUAAAGAAUGGUUUGCGACCCUUCCGGAAUCACUCAAAAUGGAGAGCUCAGCCACCAUGAAGCUCUCCUCGGUCUGCUACUUGCGCCUAGCAUAUUUGUCCGUCGAGACAUGCCUACACCGUCUCGUUGUUCAGACGCUGACCAGGAGCGCCGUCGACGAUAAUCUUCUCGGCAUCCUGCGCGCUGCUGCCAAAGAACGCUUCUACAACGCCGUUGACUUCAUCCAGCACCUGCAAGCGGUACAUUUGGCCUCGUUCUGGUACUUCAUCUCGGCGCAAUGCUGUACGAUCAUCUAUCACUUUGGCCGCCUACUUGAGCGUACUGCUACCGAUCCUAUAGAAAGGUCGGCCAUUGCUGAAAAGCUAGAGGAGCUCAAAUGGGCAUUCAAGGUCAAUGGAGAAGCCGGCGCGGGCUUCAUGAAAGAAGCGCAGACCUUGAUUGAGCAGUCUUCAAGACUCGUGCUGGUCGGCCUCGACGAUCGCUCUACGAAUACAAGCCCGAUUGGUUUGACUGAUCCAGACAUUUACGGCCGUCAGCCACAACUCGCAGUCUCAUCUAUCCCAAUGGAAACAUCCUCUCCAUCUGUCUGGAAUAGUACAGUAGUCGACACACACAAUGAUGUCCACCAGGAAUCGAUAGAUGACUGGAUCCUGGAUUUCGACACAAAUCAUGAUCACUGGGCCACGUAUGUGUGA